This is a messenger RNA of Eruca vesicaria subsp. sativa (arugula), 741 nucleotides long. NCBI's taxonomy places the organism in Eukaryota, Viridiplantae, Streptophyta, Magnoliopsida, Brassicales, Brassicaceae. The record is from the annotation of a GenBank genome assembly.
AUGAUUUUGACACCUCGCGUAGAAUCUUUGCGGUUUUGCCGUAUAGUCAAAUCUUCUCAUUGUUCUUAUCUUUUGUUUGAGGAGACGUUGGAGAAAGACGACAAAGCUGAGAAGCUAAAACAGCUGGCAGAGGGUGGUGCUCAUGUUGUGAUGGCGGUUAGGAACAUAAAGGCAGCUCAGGAGCUGAUUCAGCAGUGGCGGAACGAGUGGUCUGGUAAAGGUCUCCCUCUUACUAUCGAGGCAAUGGAACUUGAUCUUCUUUCACUGGAUUCGGUUGUGAGAUUCGCUGAUGCUUGGAACGCUCGGUUAGGACCUUUGCAUGUUCUGAUUAACAAUGCUGGCAUAUUUGCUAUGGGAGAGGCGCAAAAAUUCUCAGAGGAUGGAUAUGAGCAGAUCAUGCAAGUGAGUCAUUUAGCUCCAUCGCUGCUUUCAGUACUCCUUUUGCCUUCUCUGAUCCGAGAUUCUCCAAGCCGAAUCACCAAUGUAAAUUCCGUGGUAAGUUCUGUGAUCACUGACUCUACAGGCUCUAAGUCUGUGUCCUCUAGUUUUCUAUGAUCGUAGGGUAACGAUGUUGAAAAAGUGUAAUUUGUUUGUAUAUUUUGUAACUUGAAAAGCUCUGGUCGUGUCAAUUGGUUGCAGAAUAUACAGAGGAAUAGUAUAGGUUCUCUCUAAAUCGCUGAAAUACAUAUGCAUGUUAUUUAUAUGAACAUUGUGUUGGUAUAAAGAAACGAAAUAUACCGC